CGUUAUGGGCCAGCGGGUCCAAAUCUCCGACCCGUAAACCGACCGACCGACUGCUCGCUCGCUCGCCCCCCCUCGCCUCCCGUUCUCUUGCCGGCGAUGACGCCGCCGGCGGCGGCCUCGCCGGGGCGGAAGUCUCCGGCCGCGGUCCUCUUCCUCUGCGUGGUCACUAUCUCAUUACUCAUGUUCAUACUCCUUGCCUCCUACACCCCCCGCCUUCAGCCCCACGGCCGCAGCCCCCACCGCCGCCUCAAGCUCCACCCCAAGAACUCCGCCGCCGUCGCUUCUUCCUACGGGGCCGGCGCUGUCCACGAUUCCGGAGGAAACCGCCACGCGGCGCCCUUCGACCCGGCCAUCGCCGAGCUGGAGCGGCGGCUGGAGGACAAGGAGUGGGAGCGCGAGCACUACCGCAUCCUCCAUGGCGACGCCGAGAAGGACGACCACAUGAAGGAGUGGGAGGAGUUCCUCAAGGAGGAAGAGGACUUCAUCAACGACGACGAUCGCUUCAACGUCUCCGACCGCAUCCGCGCGCUUUUCCCCAAGAUCGACCUCAGCCCCAAGGACGGCUUCGUCUCCCUCGAUGAGCUCAUCAGGUGGAACCUCGAUCAGGCCAGGGCUGACCAGCUCCAUCGCUCCGCCAGGGAGAUGGAGCUCUAUGACAAGAACGGCAACGGGAUCGUCUCCUUCACUACUUUCCGGGCGCUGCGCCAACAGUCCCAUGGAGAUGGCAACUCACUGGGGUUCCCGUGGUGGAAAGAGGAGCACUUCAAUGCUUCGGACGUCAACGGGGAUGGUUUCCUCAAUAAAACUGAGUUUCACGACUUUCUUAAUCCAAGUGAUUCGGAGAAUCCUAAAAUUAUCAACUUGCUCUGCAGACAAGAAUUAAGGCAGAGAGAUAAAGAUGGUGAUGGAAAGUUAAACUUCGAAGAAUACUUUCAUGGGCUACAUGACCAUAUACAUGGUUAUGAUGACGAGAAUGCAGCUAUUUCUCAUAUUGGGAACAUGACAAUUGCAAACGAGCGGUUUUCCAAGCUUGACAAAGAUAAUGACGGGUUCAUUUCAGAGCAUGAACUAGAACCUGUUCUUGAUAAGCUCCAUCUGUCCGAACGCUAUUAUGCCAGACAGCAAGCCACACAUGCUAUUUCAGAGGCAGACAAAGAUCAUGAUGGAAGGCUAACACUGGAAGAGAUGAUCGAGAACCCCUAUGCAUUUUAUGGUAGUGUUUACUUCAGCGACGACGAGGACUACUUCCAUGAAGAGUUCCGCUAAGGCAUCUGCAGAUCGUAGGUAACCUAACCAUGAAAUGUGACAGGCAAUCUAGCAGGAAGGAUUCCAAAUGCAUCAUUACUAAUCAAAAUGCUGUGUGAAUACUUGAAAGAAUCAGCGUGCCACGGUAUCUUAUCUCUGUACCCUUACCGUGCCUUGGCAUCGCCUGUAUCUGGACAGCACACAGCUUAGAGUUGGUAUGGCGUGACACGGGGGGAUCAGGUGCUGCUUUGAUUCUCUGAAUUGUUUAGUGAAAUGAAAUGGCAUCUUACUGGUGAUAGGAGUCCAGGUUAGUUUAGAUUAAGCUGAGCUGGCACCGUCUCAGUUUUGUAAAACGCACGGAACCUUGGUGGUGAAGAAUGAGAAAAUUAACACUUGGCAGUGAUGAGCAGACGCAAGUUCGAUAAUACACACUGCUGUUUCGUUCUGUGAAA
Molecule: messenger RNA, 1697 nt
Organism: Triticum urartu
Lineage: Eukaryota; Viridiplantae; Streptophyta; Magnoliopsida; Poales; Poaceae
Cellular component (GO): endoplasmic reticulum
Molecular function (GO): calcium ion binding
Source: RefSeq, a predicted model, not a curated record